UUUUCUUCUUUUCCACCUGACGAAAAGAACGUCGCGCAUGCAGCGUGUCUCUCUUUGCACUUGAUUCUGGAAUUCGCUGACGACAACAAGGUUUUGGAGUCUUUUUGUAAUUCAACAUCCAAGUGUUAAACUUUUGUCUAUUAACCAAAGUUGUCUGUCGUGGCAUCUUUCUAAACAUCUAAACUUAAUCAAGAAAUAAAAAAAGUAAACAAUGCCACAAGAACCAGAAGCUCCUCCAACAUCAGCAGCAGCAGUUAAUGGUGGUGAUGAACCACCAAAAACUGCCAAGCAAUUGGAAAAAGAAGCUAAAAAAGCAGCAAAAUUACAAAAACUUCAAGAAAAACUUGACAAAAAAGCUUCUGCUCCAGUUGCCGAGAAAAAAGAAAAACCCGAGAAAAAAACUAAAGAAGUAAAAGAAGCUGCCGUCUAUACUGCCAAUACACCUGCAGGCGAAAAGAAAAACAUCACGGACGCAUUGCCCGAUGCUUAUAGCCCAGGCUAUGUCGAAGCUGCUUGGUAUAGUUGGUGGGAGAAGGAGGGAUUCUUCAAGCCCGAGUAUGGUCGUAAAUCUAUUUCCGAACCAAAUCCAAAAGGAAAGUUCGUCAUGGUAAUUCCACCACCCAAUGUGACUGGAUCUUUGCAUUUGGGUCAUGCACUCACUAAUGCAAUUGAAGAUGCCAUCACUCGUUACCAUCGCAUGAAAGGUUACACAACUUUAUGGGUGCCCGGAUGUGAUCAUGCAGGAAUUGCUACCCAAGUUGUGGUCGAGAAGAAAUUGUGGCGCGAGGAGAAGCUUAGUCGACAUGAUCUGGGUCGUGAGAAGUUUAUUGAAAAGAUCUGGGAUUGGCGUCGCGAAAAGGGUGAUCGCAUCUAUGACCAACUCAAGUGCUUGGGGUCGUCAUACGACUGGAGCCGUGUAGCAUUCACUAUGGAUCCAAAACUAUGCCGUGCAGUUACCGAAGCAUUUGUUCGUCUUCACGAAGAUGGCAGCAUUUACAGAAGUUCCAGGCUCGUUAAUUGGUCGUGUGCUCUGCGAUCGGCUAUUUCAGAUAUCGAGGUCGAUAAAAUUGACAUUCCCGGACGUACAUUCUUCAAUAUUCCCGGCUACACCGAUAAGGUUGAAUUUGGGGUGUUGAUUAAAUUUGCCUACAAAGUAGAAGGUUCAGAUGAUGAAAUUAUUGUCGCUACCACACGUAUAGAGACUAUGUUGGGUGAUACGGCCGUUGCUGUGCAUCCUAGCGAUGAACGAUUCAAGCAUUUGCAUGGCAAAUUUGUUACACAUCCAUUCUCUGAUCGCAAAUUGCCAAUUGUUUGUGAUGAAUUUGUGGAAAUGCAUUUCGGAACUGGUGCUGUUAAAAUUACUCCAGCUCAUGAUCCUAAUGAUUAUGAGGUUGGCAAACGUCAGGGAUUACCAUUCAUCACGAUUUUUAACGAUGAUGGGUAUAUUGUUGGGGAUUAUGGUGAAUUCACAGGAAUGAAGAGAUUCGAUUGCCGCAAAAAGAUUCUGGAGAAAUUGAAGGAAUUGGGAUUGUACAGGGACACCGUCAACAAUCCAAUGGUGGUACCUUUCUGCAGUCGUUCAAAGGAUGUCGUUGAACCUAUGAUUAAGCCACAAUGGUACGUCAAGUGUGAUGAUAUGGCAGCUGCUGCAACUGAUGCCGUCAAAAAGGGUGAACUAAAAAUUAUUCCAGAACAUCAUACGAAAAUCUGGUACCACUGGAUGGAUGGAAUUCGUGAUUGGUGUGUUUCACGCCAGCUUUGGUGGGGUCAUCGUAUUCCAGCUUACUUUGUUACAUUCACUGAUUCCAGUAUCAAAGGUGCUAUAAGUGACGAUGAAGAUUAUUGGAUUGUAGCUCGUAGCAAAGAAGAAGCUCUUGCUAAAGCAGCUUCUAAAUUCAAAGUCGAUGCUAGUAAAAUCAUUCUUAACCAAGAUGAAGAUGUCCUAGACACAUGGUUCAGUUCGGGACUAUUUCCGUUCUCUGUAUUUGGCUGGCCAGAUAACACUGACGAUAUGCAGGCAUUCUAUCCAACAUCUCUCCUUGAAACUGGUCAUGAUAUUUUGUUCUUCUGGGUAGCACGUAUGGUGUUCUUUGGACAAAAGCUUUUAGGUAAGCUCCCAUUCAAAGAGGUCUACAUGCAUCCAAUGGUUCGUGACGCACAUGGUCGUAAAAUGUCAAAGAGUUUGGGUAAUGUAAUUGAUCCGAUCGAUGUCAUUCGUGGUAUCAGUCUGGAGGGAUUACACGAACAAUUGCUCACAUCGAAUUUGGACCCAAGAGAAAUCGAAAGAGCCAAGGCUGGUCAGAAACAAGAUUUUCCCAAUGGAAUACCAGAGUGUGGAACUGAUGCGUUACGAUUUGCACUAUGUGCAUACAUUACUCAAGCUCGUGACAUCAAUUUGGAUAUCCAGCGUGUCCAAGGUUAUCGAUUCUUCUGCAAUAAGCUGUGGAAUGCAACGAAAUUUGCCCUCAUGUACUUUGGUGGUGAUGAAAAAUAUACCGCUGACAUUAGUCUAACUGGAAAGGAGAACAACAUGGAUGUUUGGAUUUUGUCUAGAUUAGCUGCAGCUAUUGAAGCAUGCAAUGCAGGAUUCGAAAGUUAUGAAUUUGCUACAGCAACAAGUGCUUGUUAUAGCUUUUGGUUGUAUGAUCUUUGUGAUGUGUACUUGGAGUGCUUGAAACCGAUUUUCCAAAAUGGAACUGAUGACCAAAAAGCAUCAGCACGUAAAGCGCUUUACACUUGUCUUGAUCUUGGUCUGCGAAUUAUAUCACCAUUUAUGCCUUUUAUAUCAGAGGAGUUGUAUCAGAGACUGCCACGUUUGGAGGAAACCCCAAGUAUAUGUGUGGCUUCAUAUCCAGAAAACACAUCCUGGCGCAAUGAACAAGUUGAACGUGAAGUUGACUUCAUGCAGAAAGCAGCUCGUAUUAUACGUUCAGCUCGUAGUGACUAUAAUCUUCCAAAUAAAACAAAAACUGAAGCAUUUAUUGUCUGUACGGAUUCUCAGCCAAAUGAUAUACUCAAAAAGUAUGCAAGCGAUCUAACAACAGUUUCAUUUUGUUCGAAAAUCAAUUUUGACACUGAACCAGCACAAGGAUGUGCUAUUCUAACUGUUUCGGGUCAAUGUGAGGUGCAUUUGUUACUUAAGGGUUUAAUUGAAGCUGACAAGGAAAUAACCAAGCUUGAGAAGAAGAAAGUUCAACUUGAACAAACUGUUAGUAAAUUGAAUCAAGCCAUGUCAGCUGCUGAUUAUAAUACAAAAGUUCCAGCCGAUGUCCAAACAGCAAAUACUGAUAAACUAACUGAAUCUUCAAAUGAAAUUCAAAGAAUUACUUCAGCCAUUGAGACUUUGAAAUUGAUGUAGAUUUGAGAAAAAAAAACAAACAGAAUUCUUACACAAAAAAGAUUAACUUAUUUUAAACCAUAUUGAUAUCAAUUUUUAAAAGUAUUUGAAUAUUUGAAUAGUUAGUUGAUUUUUCCUAGCGUAUAUUGUCGUCACAAAAAGCUUUGUUUUUUCAUCACAAAUGAAAAUAUAGUAUAACAGAAAGAAUAAAUAAAACCAGAACAAAUUCAAUGAAAACUUAA
This is a messenger RNA of Episyrphus balteatus (marmalade hoverfly), 3579 nucleotides long. RefSeq names its product valine--tRNA ligase (gene ValRS). Gene Ontology annotation, cellular component: cytosol. Gene Ontology annotation, biological process: valyl-tRNA aminoacylation. The record is from RefSeq and is a predicted model, not a curated record. NCBI's taxonomy places the organism in Eukaryota, Metazoa, Arthropoda, Insecta, Diptera, Syrphidae. The transcript has 6 exons. Gene Ontology annotation, molecular function: aminoacyl-tRNA deacylase activity; ATP binding; valine-tRNA ligase activity. The coding region runs from base 212 to 3358 and encodes 1048 amino acids.